Molecule: messenger RNA, 6474 nt
Organism: Bacillus rossius redtenbacheri
Lineage: Eukaryota; Metazoa; Arthropoda; Insecta; Phasmatodea; Bacillidae
Gene: udt
Exons: 13
Coding region: 95-1942 (615 amino acids)
Biological process (GO): wound healing
Source: RefSeq, a predicted model, not a curated record
AAAUCAACAACUUGUAUAUGUAGUUGUACCACGCCUAGCAUCGUAAUUUUAUUGUGACUUUUUAAUGCUUUGUUUUUAUUUAUAGUUUUAAAAUAUGAAUAACCAUAAACCCAUAUGGGUGAAUUUUAUUCCGGUUCUGGUUGUAUAUGUUGCUUUUGUGGUAGGCACUGCAGAGGCUUGCACCAUACCUGUGAUCAUUCAAGGUUCAUGGUUUUCGUGGGAGAACGGCAAGAACACACUGACUGACAUUAAUGCCGAUGAGUUCAAAGGGAAAGGAUACUGUGUUGACAUCAAAGAAGAGUACCACGUCAACUACACAUUUGUGUUCAAAGGGAAUGAGUGCUACCAUUGUGUCAAGUUAAUUGUCAGGACUGUGAAUGUUCUUGAGAAAAUUGAAACUGGCUGUGUCAACCUGCGGCCAGGAGUUGAGCCAACCGUGCAGAAUGUGUGUCGGGAUCUGGACCCCAAUCAGCAGCUCAUCACUUUGUUCUCCGAGAACUACUAUCCCGUCAACUGUCGGUCCAGUCUGGAGGGAGUGUGGCAGUUUGCAUAUCAGAAUCGUUUUAGGUUCACUGGCGAAUGUAACAACCCAGAUGCCACUAUAAGGUCGUGCCAAACUGCAGGCACCCAGUUCCUGAUCACUAACCAGAAGUUCAACAUUACGUACAAGAAAUGCUCAGGCAUGGCUGGAACUUUCGAUGGUUUGGUGGAAUACAGCUGUUUGGGAGAUUGGUUUGUCGACAAGAACCACUUCUUCGCUGUGGCGAACACCAAGGAGUCGCGGAAAGACGAGAAGUACAGGUGCUUCCUGAAGAACAGAGACGACGACUUGUACAUAGGAGUCUCCAUCACAGCCGAAUGCAACACCUUGAAGACCGUGGAGAAGAGUCCGGAGAGGUUGCACGUGACACCAGUGAAAGCUGAGGUAGUGGAGCCGAGAUGCCAUCUGCCUCAGAACUUCACAGGGACGUGGAUCAACACGGCCAACAUCGAUGCAGAUGUGCAGAUCAACGAGACGCACAUAAUCGAAACGUGGUACCCUGACGAGGGACGGUACCGGCGGACAAUCUACGUGUGUCAGGAGAAGAGGGACUCACGCUACAUGAUGGCCAGACUUACCGUGGACGGAUGUCAAAAGGAUUACGUUUGCUUCGACUUCGUGCCUAGACAUCAUAACAUAAUACGAUUCAGAAGAGGCAUUGCAGUUAUUAAAGAUAACUUUCAUACUGUGUGUUCAUGGGUGCAGUUCAAAAAUAAAGAAGACUGGAAAUACGACCUCUUUUUGGCACAGAACCCAGUCCCGGUGCGCUGUCCCGUGGCAGGGAAGUUCAACUUCACCCAGCGAGGAGAGAUCCUGUUUGAGACCCGCAUCCUAGGCGGAGUCACCCUGUCCCCCCGCCCCACCACCUACUGCCAGCAGAACAUUUCCGACUUCUCUGUUUGCGACACGGACCAGAAGGAAGUCACCAUCGACGAGACCUACUGCCUCAGCGUGGACUACAAGGGACGGCCGGUCGACAUUUACAGUGAACCUGAUUACAGGAUGAAGUGCAUUGGGUUUUGGAAGGAAAAUCUUAAGUCAUAUCUAAUUACUUAUGAUGAAUUAGACCCCUUCAGCAAGUACAGAUGCUGGGUAUACCAGAGAGCAGGCUUGAAUAGAGUACUGAUGUCUCAAGCCCUUGGUCCUUUCUGCGACUUGAAGCAAAAUGUGACGAGCUGGAACCACACGGAAGGGGCGGCUGUGGCAGUCGACAUGACAGAAUAUGAAAGAGAACGGGACCAGUGCCCUAUGUACUUCGACGAUGGCACCAACCCGUGGCUCCAGUCUGAAAACUACAUCAAAGUGUUCACGUUUGGGUCGGGAGGAGCGGUCUCUGCCAGCAGCACGGGUAUGCUGUGCACCAUUCUCCUGGUUCAUGUGUGGUUCAGGGCGCCGGCAUGAUCAGACGUGUGCAGGGUUUGGCUCUCUUCAAUGACGUUAAGAGAAAGUGCCUUCAUUGGAAGAUACAGAGAGGUGAUUUUUGUCACAUUCCAUUCGUGCAUGCGGUAAUAAUUAGAAUUAUUGAAUCGUAUUGAAUUGAUUGAACUACAGUUUGCACUUUUGAAUCAUGUCUGCUUUUUUAACAUACAAGUGGUUAGUGAAAGUGGUUUUAGCAAUUGAUGAAAACUUUAUAGUUGUGAUUAUCUCAAGAUCAAUGAAAUAUUUUUAUAUUAACUUAAUGAAAUAUUUUAUGUAAUUUUGUAGUGUAUUUUACUGUUAGUGAGAAGUUAACGUGUUUGUACUAAUGCCAGCACAAGUAUGAAUAGUUUUUAGUAAAUUUUUGCAGUUUAAUUUUAAUGCUGGAAUAAGUGGUGAUCUGGGAACGAAGUUCAAAAUAUUGAAGCUAGUUUUUAUGCAAAGUUUAGUGUGGCAUCAGUAUUUCUGUCUCCUAGUCAAACGAUUAUUAUUUUUUACCUUCUUUCUUAAUCUAUAUAUAUAAAAUUGGAUGUUGGUAUGUAUGAUGUUGAUAAACUCUGACACCGUUUGACCGAUUGCCAUGAAAGUUGGCACAUUGAAGUGUUUUUCCAUGGCAUUGCAGCAAAUCAACUUCUAAACCAAUCACCGUGAAAAUAGGUAUUCAUAGAUAAUUGAACACAGGGAAUAUUUUUGCGAUAGCCAUUUUGCUAUACCUCGCCACUGCAUGGUGCUGCAGUGCAUCAACUUUUACACUUUUCAACCGAUCUAAGUGAAAAUUGGUAUAUUUAGGUAUUUGAACUCUGAGAAUAUUUUUGCAUUAUCCAUUUAGCGAUAACUCUCCACUAGAUGGCACUGCAGUGCAUCAACUUCUAUGUUGUUCAUCCGAUCGCCAUGGGUAAAUUCAUUUUUAUAACAGAAAAUCACAGGUCAUAGACUUACAAACAGUUAGUGUAUGUUAUUUCUUUAUGCUCCCAACACAGUCAUAUAGUAAGUUUUGGCAACUUCUUAUCCUCCGUGGGGAGACUCCUUCGCUUAGUGAAUUUUGCGGCAGCUAACUAUAAGUAUACACAGGUAGAACAACAUCUUUUGGGUUCUGCCAGUAAUAGGAAUUAUUUUGCACACUUGACGUUCAAAUUAAGAAGUCAUUUACUGCCUACAUUUUAUUUCGAAAAAAAGUUCCCUUCAGCCUUUGUUCAGCCUGGGUAAUGCCGGGUACUGCAGCUAGUAUCAUAUAAAGCUAUGUCCUUUCUGAGAUAACCGAGGGUAGUGAAUGAUUUCUUUGUUUCUUUCAUGCUAAGUCAGUCUUGCAUAAUUUAUAUUUAUAAUGAAAUGAUACAUUUAAUAACAGGUUUGUCUAAAUAACGUAUUUAAUUCUUGAGGCCAAUAGUUUUUACAAAAAAUCCUUAUUUCUUUUUGGUUUUAUGGUAUCUGUUUUGUAAAAAAAAUUUUGUACAGAUGGUUUUCUUAUUUUUAGUAGUAGUAAAUUUUUUUAUUAGUAAAAGCAAGAGUACUAACUGGUAGUUUGUGAAAUGCUGUCCUGCAAAAACUUUAUUUACACACAUUUUGUGGUUGUAAUGUUUUGCCUGUAAUUUUGUUAGAUAGAUCCUGAUGCUUACACAUAAUUGUAACGAAGCCGUCCAUAAUUUUUGCCUUUUAGGCUUAACAUGUGUUAAAGGUUGUAUAUAUAACUCAGACUGUUUUUAUAACUUUAUAACAGGUGCUGUGCUGUGUUUUUAUUUUGUUUUGUGAUUUUGAUUGUAUGUGGAAUUUUUUACAAAACUUUUAUAUGUAUUAUGACUCUUCUGCACUCAAACAUUGUUAGCGUAGUGGAGGGGCAAAAAUCAGUAUCAUUCCUGUAUGCAUUUUUAUUUAUUAGGUACAGUAUUUGUUUAUCAGAAACUUUUAUAAUUGAGUUUUAUUGCUUAGUUAAUAUAUUUUUAUGUUUUGAAUAGUUACAUUCAUGUGACUCCUUUACUAUAAAGAAAAAAAUUUAGCAAAAUGGAUUAAUUUAUUGAGGUUUUUAACCGUAUUAAAUAAAAAUUGUGGUUUCACAGUGAUUAAAGUAGGGGUUAUACAAAAUGUAGUAUAUUUUUUGUGUGUAAACUUAUAGACAAAUGUUGUGGCACUAACUUUUGGACCUUAAUUAUUGGUUGUCAUGAAAAUAGUGUGAUUUUACUUAUAUAUCAUGUAUAGUGCCUGUUCUGAAAAAAAUAAUGUAAUCUAUGCAAAGAAAGUUGAAAGAAGUGCUGAAUUUACCUUAUUGGUGAUUUGCUGUUCAGUUUAUUCACUUCAUGAAUAAUGGUGACUUCAUCAGUUAAUUCACAGACCCAUUUCCUCAUUUAUAUAGCAAAUAUAUUUAUAGCGACCAAUUUGAGAAUCUGUUUUUUUUUGAGCUAUUUAUUCUAUGUACUGUGAUAGAAGAAAGUUUUAUCAUGUGUACUAUGUAUAUUAUCUACAGUUUCUUAAUAAACCUAUUACUGUAGUUUGAACUGGACGUAGUUAUGCAGAAAGGAACCAACCCACAUGAAACCUAUUCUGAGUAUUUUGAAGUAAAAUUUAAUUAUAAGUUGUAAUUCUCCUAUAGAUAAUAUAAUUUGGGUAUCAUUUUAAUGGUCUAGAAUAAAUACUGAUAUAAUAAUAGCAACAACGGUACGAUCAACCUUGUACUAGUUUAAUUUAUUUUCAAAUAAAAUAUAACAAAAUUGUGGGUUGGUUCCUUUUUGCAUUUAACUGCGUCCAACUGACAAAUUAAUGCAGCAAAAAAAAUCAUUUUUAUUUUUUACUUUUUAGUUUUUUUAUUUUUCCCUUGAAUGAUUCGUGAAUAUUGGUUAGAAAGUAAUAAGUUUUAGUAAAAGAGUUAAAGAGUUAUUGACAGAAAAAGUAUUAAAACAGCAUUCCAAAUAUUGAGUCUAAAGGUUAGGAGCAUAGCUAACUAUUUGUAGUUCCUCAAGGAUACAUUAUUAUGCUUUGCAAAAUAUUACAGCAAAUAAUUUUUUUCUCAUAAAAAAUGAUACAUAUGUUAGGCUGGGUUUAGGUAUAUAAACUAUGCCAGAAAAUGCAAGAACAUUAGAAAGGCAAUAAAUACAUGAUGCAGUGAAAAAAAUUACACUUAAUUUAAAUUAUUGAAACUUUCAUAUGUAUGUACAAUAAAAAUGAAUAAUUAUCAAAAGAAGCCUGUGGAAGAAAUAUGUUUUGUAGUUUUACAAUUUCAAAUUGUAGAGUGAUGCCAUCUUGUGACUUUUGUGCUUUUAAGAAUGAUUGAGAUUUUCUUGCAUUGGUUGCUUGUUUCAUUGUUACAAUGAUUAAAUAAUUGUGUGGUUUAUAAACACGGCCUUUAUAAGUCCAUUUAAUGUUCCAACAUUUUAUGUCUAUAUUUUAAUACAUUUCUUAUAAAUAAGUUUGUGUGAAGUGUCUUAAAUCAGUUUUCCAGAUUGGUUAAUAUAUUUUAGGAUAUAUAUUUUAUUGAAAAGUUUCUAAAUUGAAAUAUUAUCUGAGCCUCUGAAAAUUGUAAGACUGUACAAAUAUCAGUAAUAUAGAGUCACUUAAGGCUUGUUUUAUGAAAUCAAAGCACAAAUAAUUAAACAUUUAAAAAAUAUUGUUUCAAGUUACUUUCUUAUUUUAUCUCUGUAGUUCAUAUUUUAUUACAUUUUGUUCCCAACAUUUAAAACAUUUAAUAUAUUUAUUGUAAUUCAUAAUUCAUGUUAUUGUAAAGCUAUUGUUUAUCUGUGAGCCGUAUUUUACUGAUAUCAAUUAUUUACCAAUAAUUGGCUAUUCUAAUGAUUGCACAUUAAAAUUGGUACAUCCCUGAUUUAUAGUAAGGUAUGAUUGUAUUUACAAAUACUAAACACAAUCUAUAAAUUUUUACAUAGUAUUUGGGGUAUGAAAUAAAAUUAAGUAGAUGUAUUUUUGUUAAAGUAACAACUUAUUAAAUUUGUUGAGUUUCUUUGUAAGUACAUCAGUUUUACACUGGUAAUUUUUACUUUAAUUGUUUAUUGAAUUUAAGGAUCUGUCUUUCAUAAACAAAGAAUUGAAAUCAUUGUGUAUAAUCAAAACCCUUAUUAAAAAAUAUAAAUAUCUAUGUAUUCUAAAAGCCCAUGGCAGCUGUAAGCGUUUAAGCAGUACAGAGUUGUGUAUGCAUGGUAAAACGAGGACUGUGAAUUUUUAACACACACACUUGCACUGUUAGAGUGCUGUAGUCUUGACAGGUUCCAUUUGCUUGAGUCUGUUUGUAACCAUUCAAUCUGAAACUCAUCUGAACUUUUCUGUUUUUCUCUACUUUCCAUAAGUAUGUUUUAGAAAUGUAAGAAAUACCAAAAAGACUCUGAACUUUUGUAAUCCAUAAAAUCAUAUUUGUAUAACUUCAAAAUUCCCUUUAAUUGUGAAAGCAUAAUGGUUGUGUUGUUGAUUUUCUUAAUUUUUAAAAUUUUAACUGUUUGUACAUUCCAGUAAAACCUGUUUUUUUUUUUUAAUGUGUAUCUUGAAAACAACUUUUGUAAUAAACAUAUAAUUUGUUUACA